Messenger RNA from Saccostrea echinata, 1268 nucleotides. RefSeq names its product excitatory amino acid transporter 3-like. Gene Ontology annotation, molecular function: L-glutamate transmembrane transporter activity; neutral L-amino acid transmembrane transporter activity; glutamate:sodium symporter activity. Gene Ontology annotation, biological process: L-glutamate transmembrane transport. Gene Ontology annotation, cellular component: plasma membrane. Lineage: Eukaryota; Metazoa; Mollusca; Bivalvia; Ostreida; Ostreidae. The record is from RefSeq and is a predicted model, not a curated record.
AUGACAGAGCUGCCUCGAGUUCUUUCAGACUUAGAAAUAAAAAUUUCAACAAAAGACAAGAAAGCAAUAUUUUAUUUACAAUUCCCCGGGGAUCUGUUGCUCAACAUGUUAAAAAUGUUGAUUUUGCCACUAAUUGUGUCCAGUUUGAUCAGCGCAAUGUCUGGCCUUAAAGCUCAGGCCACAGGAAGAAUGGGACUAAGGACGGUGCUUUAUUAUAUGGUCACCACAUUCUGUGCGGUCAUUCUGGGAAUCAUUCUCGUGGUGUCUAUCCGACCUGGCCAUAGAAGAGAAGCCGUUAUCGAGAGAAGUGGGACUGCGAAGUCUGCGGAGGGAUUGUCGGCCUUAUUGGACCUCAUCAGGAAUGAACGUUCUUGGACAUGUGGUGUUUUAACAAACCUCGGUGACAAGGGAAAACCUCUUGUAGAUGUAUUUGAUUGUCUACAUCUUGCAACAAUGAAACUGAUAACGCUUGUCAUAUGGUAUUCACCCUUUGAAAUCAUUUUCCUUAUCGCUGCAAAACUUGGGAUGGAAAAACCCACAGAGAUGUUCACACAACUUGGCUAUUACAUGUUAACCGUUCUAACUGGAUUAGCAAUUCAUGCUUUUAUAGUUUUACCUCUAAUCUACUUUAUAUUUACAAGGAAGAACCCAUUCAGGUUUCUUUAUGGAAUGCUUCAGCCCAUGCUUACAGCUUGGGGUACAGCAUCCAGCUCUGCCACACUACCUGUAACGAUGGAUUGUCUUCAGAAGAGAAAUCACGUGGACCACCGCGUGACUAUGUUUGUAACCCCCAUUGGCGCCACAAUAAACAUGGACGGAACAGCGUUGUACGAAGCUGUGGCAGCAAUUUUUAUUGCACAAUACUUGGGAGUGUCCUUAGACAUAGGACGGAUUGUAAUCAUAAGUCUUACAGCCACAGCAGCAGCUAUUGGGGCAGCAGGAGUUCCAUCGGCUAGACUGGUUACCAUGGCGAUAGUUUUGUCUGCAGUUGGACUUCCGGUGGAGGAAGUGAGGCUAGUUCUAGCACUUGACUGGUUUUUAGAUCGAUUUCGGACUGCAGUGAAUGUAUUGGGAGAUUCCUUUGGCGCAGGCAUCGUCGAUCAUCUCUCUCGUCAAGAUUUAGAAGAUAUGGAUAAGGAAAAUUCAAAAGAUGAUAGUCUGCAAAGACAUAAAGCUAAUGGCGAUGUCAAUAAUUUGCAAACCCCUGAUAAAAACACAAACACAAAAUUGUAGGCUCAUCCGUUUAAAGAGUGAUCUGGUAUUUGAAA